Molecule: messenger RNA, 1038 nt
Organism: Drosophila santomea
Lineage: Eukaryota; Metazoa; Arthropoda; Insecta; Diptera; Drosophilidae
Exons: 3
Coding region: 868-1038 (56 amino acids)
Source: RefSeq, a predicted model, not a curated record
CCGCUGCGCAUAGUCGAAACGGAAGGAAAAUCGUUUUAAUUCCCUGUGAUCUGUGUUUGCGUGUUGAACUCGAGUUUUUUUUAGUUCGUUGUUAUCUUUUCAAUUUCACUUGGAUGUGCAAUUGCCGACGCUAAAAAUACGUAACGCGUGCAAGAAAUAAAGUGUAUCUCGCCCGACGCUCAGUUGAAAUAAUUACAAGGAAUAUAUAUACAUAUAUAAACGCCACGUUCUCGCGUUCUAACAAACUCUCCAAUAAAACACUCAAGCAGCACAUUACAUAUACUCGACCACGCUGUAUAAUUAGUUACUUGCCGCAUAGCAACAAUAAUAAUAUCAAACAUUUCGAUGAUCUGAAGUGACACAAGUUUUUGCAACGAAAUAGUAGUGUAUUUGGUGUCCAAGAACCGCGAAUAAAACCAAUCGAAUAGAGAGUGAAAACCGGGAAAAGUUAUACACACCUUACCCUGCGCCUUUUCAAUGUAGCCCUUCAUGGAUAAUUAACACGAGAGCGUUGUGUGACUAUAUAGCAAAAUCGUGUUAAAGUCGUGUUCGCAGUGGCUGAAUCUAGCAGCGAUCCAACAAAAAGUGACCCCGCAAUCAUCAUCUCAAAAGCCCCCUGCGAAUUUCUCUCAUUUGCCUGAGUCACGAGCCAUUUCAAUUUUCCGUUCCUCAAAUGGGUUGACUUGUGAUAUUGCUGCUUCCUGGACCCGGGAAACAAAAGGGAUACAAAUUGAACCUCAAAAGACAUAGCCAAACUUCAAUAAGCCCACCGCCAAACCACCGAAAGUCGAUUAAACGCAAUAGUUAGCCAAAUAUAAAAACACCUGAAAACCGUUGGAAUCUCUGCUUGAAAGCAGCGCACCACCCAUGAACCAAUCGGCCAAGGCGCUCAACAGCGUGGCCACCGAGAUCAGCACCUCCUGCUCCUCCAGCACCUUCACCAUCCAUCCACAGAACCACCUGCACACUGGCCACCUGAUUGCCCACCGUCUUGGACACUCCUACGCCGCUCGUGCCGAUCACAAUUAUCUGGGAUAA